Molecule: messenger RNA, 771 nt
Organism: Recurvomyces mirabilis
Lineage: Eukaryota; Fungi; Ascomycota; Dothideomycetes; Mycosphaerellales; Teratosphaeriaceae
Exons: 2
Coding region: 1-771 (256 amino acids)
Source: RefSeq, a predicted model, not a curated record
AUGUCCGCACUAUACCAAUACCAUAAUGCACCGGAAGUCGCGCCAGCACAUGGUCUUGAAUACGACGAUACUAUCUAUCCGACCUCAGACAAAUAUCCAGUAGUACGAGAAGCGCCGUCGUACGAUCCGAGCAACUACAAGGGCAAACAUGCCUUCGUCAACGACAACAAGCCCCCACGGAUUAUCUUUGGUAUGAAAGUGAGGACGUUCUUGCUGGUGGCAUUGGUAAUGGUCUUGAUCAUCGUUGGUGCGGCCGUGGGUGGUGCUGUGGGCGGCAAAAGUAUGCGAGAGAGCCAGACUCAGGAUGGAACAAUACCUUAUGCCGGACUAUCGAAUACAACAUCCACAGCCGCGAGCGCAACAUCGCCAGCUCAAGCGACCUUUGCAGCACCAACACCCACAUUCUCUCCUCUAGCAACUUGCGCAGACAAUACGACAUAUACCUCGACAUACUCAAAAGGCGCUUCUGGUUCUCUACCUGCCAACGCCGGCCUGAACUUCACCGUCUACUGCAAUCUCACCAACCCUCUCCUCAAACCGACCUCGCAGACUUUGGCAGUCGCAUACACGUACAGCCUGAGUGAUUGCGUGGAAGUGUGCGCAGGGUACAACUACUACGCCAACAGCGGGAACUGCACGGUAGCAGCUUACCAACCUACUGGCAACAGACCAAGCAAUUGUUGGAUUGGAUACACGACUGGAGGACUACAAGUCAGUUCAUUGAAGGAAAGUGACGGGAUGGAUAUCGCGGUCUUGGAUGCCACGUCAUGA